AUGAGAAGAGAACUAUGGGACAAGAUGCUUCAAUUCUCUGAUAUGGAAGAACCUUGGUGCACCAUUGGAGACUUCAAUGUAAUUACUCAUGUUGAAGAGAAGAUGGGGGGCCAACCUUACAACAUAAAGAAGAGCCUUGAGUUCAUUAGUGUCAUAGAAGCUUGUGGACUCAUUGAUCUUGGUUUUCAUGGACAACAAUUCACAUGGUGCAACAAGAGAGAUGCAGAUGCCAGAAUAUGGAAGAGACUUGACAGGGCCAUGGUCAAUGAUGCUUGGUUGGAGGUCAUGCCUGUGAGCAUUCUUAAUCACCUAGCCUCUACAGGUUCUGAUCACUGCCCUCUCCUGCUGGAAUGUACUGAAAGACAAAGUCAUACUAUCAAAUAUUUCAAGUUUUUACACUGCUGGGUUGAAAAUGAAAACUUCCUUGAUACUGUAAGAUCUUGCUGGGAAAGACCUGUGGAUGGAAAUCCAAUGAGGACUUUCCAUCAAAAACUGAAAAGAGUCUCUAAUACCCUUAUCCACUGGUCUAGAAAUCAAUAUGGUGAUAUAUUUGCUUCAGUCAAACAGUUUGAGGAACAGGUGAUACAAGCUGAAGAGAAUAUCAUCAAAGACAAUUCUGAGGAUAACAGAGCCAAGCUAAAUCAGAUAAAUGCCCAGUACAUCAGUGAUGAACAAGGAAACUCUAUCCAGGGUGAUGACAAUAUUGCAAGUGCAGCUUGUGCACACUUUGAGAAACUCUUUACUGCUGAGGAGAAACAUAUCAAUGAAGAUGUGAUUAAAUGCAUCCCAAAGAUAGUUACUGAUCAGCAGAAUGAGCUAAAGGAGGUAGUAUUUUCUAUGAGUCCUACUUCAGCUGCAGGGCCAGAUGGCAUGAGUGGCAAGUUCUUUCAAUCAUGUUGGGAUAUCAUUAGUGAUGAUCUGCUGAAGCUAGUGCAACACUUCUUCAAUGGUCACUGUAUUCCCAGGUACAUAUCUCAUGCAUGUUUGGUUCUAAUUCCUAAAACUGAGCACCCCAACAAACUGUCAGAGUACAGGCCCAUCUCCCUCAGCAAUUUCACUAGCAAGAUCAUAUCCAAACUACUCUGUCUCAGACUUGCUCCCAUUCUACCUCAGCUCAUUUCAGACAAUCAGUCAGGAUUUGUUAAAGGUAGGAGCAUAUCAGAAAAUAUAAUGCUGGCACAGGAAAUUAUUCACAACAUUAAGAAACCCAAUGUAGGGGACAAUGUAGUGAUCAAGUUGGAUAUGGCUAAGGCAUAUGACAGGGUCUCUUGGUCCUUCACUUGUAUGGUCAUGAGAAGGAUGGGAUUUGGAGAAGUCAUUAUUGAUAUGGUGUGGAGGAUCAUGUCUAACAACUGGUAUUCAGGAGCAGAAGUACUAUCCAGGAUGCUGAAUAAUCUUAACCAACACUACCUAUAUACUGGAUUCCACAUGGAAAGAAGGGGCCCCCAAGUGAACCACUUGAGCUUUGCAGAUGAUGUGAUCAUCUUCACUGCUACCAACAACUUGUCCAUGAAUCUUAUUACCAAGACUUUGAAGGUUUAUGAAACAACUUCAGGCCAGCUAAUCAACAAGGACAAGAGCCAGUUCAUGCUUCCUCUUAAUACCAAUCCAGAUGUUAUUGAUAGGAUAAGCAGGAUCACAGGCUUCAAGUGGACACAUGGUCCCAUUACUUACCUGGGCUGUCCACUCUACAUUGGAAGGCAGAGAAUCAUUUACUAUACAAGUAUGGUGUCCAAAGUUCUAAGCAAAAUCAAAGGAUGGCAGACUAAAGUUUUGGGAUAUGAAGGCAGAGCAACAUUGAAAAUCAGAAAAUAUGCCCCACCUCAGCUGGUGCAGCAGAUACUAGACACUGAGAUAGACUAUCACCCUAACAAAGCUGAUCAAGCCUGUUGGAAGUUGACUUCACAUGGCAACUUCACUUCUAAAUCAGCCUGGGAACUAGUUAGAAAGAAAAGAGCCAAGACCCUGACUGAUGGGUGCACUUGGCACACUAACAUUCCUUUCAAAGUGUCUUUUCUACUAUGGAGAGCUCUGAGACAGAAACUCCCUACUAAUGAUAAACUUGUCCAAUUUGGAGUAGUACCAGCAGCAUGUUCUUGUUGUUACAGACCAGGCUUGGACAAUUGGUGGACUGCCAAGCCCAGUAAUGAGGCUCAGAAGCUCAUGUUGCAGGCCACUCCUAUCUUUGUAUCAUGCAACUUUGAGCCAUGUGGUGGUGUUGCAGCAGCUGAGCCUGGAAUUCAUGCAUCACCUACCAUAUACAUACAUACAACAACUCCACAACAGCACAUGGAGCAACUACAGUAUAUCAACAGCAGGUGGAGGCUCAUUCAGCUCUAG
Messenger RNA from Solanum dulcamara, 2340 nucleotides. RefSeq lists its product as uncharacterized. NCBI's taxonomy places the organism in Eukaryota, Viridiplantae, Streptophyta, Magnoliopsida, Solanales, Solanaceae. The coding region runs from base 1 to 2340 and encodes 779 amino acids. The transcript has 6 exons. The record is from RefSeq and is a predicted model, not a curated record.